AUGGACGAAGAUGCUAACGAAGAACAUCACGAUAUAGAAAAUGUUGAUUAUGAGACUAGUAAUCAAUAUGACAGCGACAAUGAGGGGAAUCGUAGAGCAUUUCCUCAAUCUUCUUUCGUUUCUCAACAGUGGCCUCAAACUUACAGAGAUGCCAUUGAUUCUUACACAAUUUCUGCUGCUCCAAAUCUUGAAUCAAUUAUACGAGCACCAAGUGUUCUUUAUUCAAGCUUUAUCGGUGGUCCUUCAAAGAGUAUCUUAGAAAGUGAUGAAAAGACAUCUUUUCUAUCUGCUGAGGAACUCGCUCAUGCAGGGAUCAUUAGAAGACAAUCAACAUGGUGGGAGAAAGCUUCAGUUCAGAUGCAAAUUCCUGAAGAAUUACCUGUUGGUUAUGGAUGUACCCUCAGUCAAACAAUAUUUAAUGGGAUUAAUGUGAUGGCUGGAGUUGGCCUUCUUUCAACACCGUACACAGUGAAACAAGCUGGGUGGGCAAGUAUGAUUGUGAUGCUUUUCUUUGCAAUUGUUUGUUGUUAUACAGCAGACCUUAUGAAACACUGUUUUGAAAGCAAAGAAGGAAUCAUUAGCUACCCUGAUAUAGGAGAAGCUGCAUUUGGAAGAUAUGGUCGACUUAUUAUAUCAUCAUAUUGUGUGGAGUUUAUCAUCUUGGAAGGAGAUAACCUCACUGGAUUGUUUCCGGGAACAACCUUACACUUAGGGAGUCUUCAGUUGGACUCCAAACACUUGUUUGCAAUUUUAACUGCACUUAUUAUUCUCCCUACUGUUUGGUUAAAGGAUCUUCGCAUAAUCUCUUAUCUCUCAGCUGGAGGGGUUUUAUCUACUACUCUGAUUAUUCUGUGUAUGUUUCUUGUCGGGGCAACAACAGAUGAUGUUGGAUUCCACCACAAUGGUCCAUUAAUGAAGUGGAGUGGCCUUCCUUUUGCUUUUGGUGUUUAUGGGUUUUGCUUUGCAGGACAUUCAGUUUUUCCAAACCUUUAUCAGUCCAUGGCUAACAAAAAAGAAUUUACCAGGGCAGUGAUUUCAAGUUUUAUUCUAUGUGUAUUUGUAUAUGGUAGCUCAGCAAUCAUGGGAUUCCUCAUGUUUGGUGAAGGGACUUUGUCUCAAAUAACAUUGAAUUUACCACGAGAUGCAUUAGCUUCCAGAGUUGCAUUGUGGACAAUAGUAAGAUGCUAA
Sphenostylis stenocarpa is the source of this 1188-nucleotide messenger RNA. The record is from the annotation of a GenBank genome assembly. NCBI's taxonomy places the organism in Eukaryota, Viridiplantae, Streptophyta, Magnoliopsida, Fabales, Fabaceae.